AUGGCCGAUUAUCGGUCAUCUCCAUCUCCUCAAAUGCCUCACAAAAUUUUCGGCCAAAUGGCAGAAAAAUACGGUCCAAUUUUCCGAUUAAAGCUGGGAGUAAAUGAAGUAGUAAUCGUGAGUGAUCACAAAAUAGCCAAAGAAUGUUUCACCACGAAUGACAGGGCCUUUGCGAACCGGCCCAAAUCCAUAGGUUCAGAGAUAUUGGGCUACAAUUACCCCAUAUUUGGGCUUGGGCCUUAUGGGCCUUACUGGAGAGAGAUUAGAAAAAUAGUCACCACUGAAUUCCUUUCAGCUCGGCGAAUCGAAAUGCUUAAACACGUUAGAGAAUUUGAAGUAAAAUCAGCUGUUAAAGAGACUUAUGAAUAUUGGCUGAAAAAUAAUUUAAAUGGUGCUGUGAAGAUAGAGAUGAAGGAAUGGUUUGGGAAUUUAAUUAUGAAUACUAUGGUCAAGUUGCUAUUUGGAGUACAAUACACAGGUAAUGAAGAUGAAGAAAGGAGUAAAGCUUACAAAGCAAUUCGGAGACUUUUUGAAUUGUUGGGGGCUUUUGUUGUGGCUGCUUUUUUACCUUAUCUAAGAUGGUUGGAUAUUGGAGGACAUGAGAAGAUCAUGAAAGCGACUGCUAAAGAAAUUGACUUUAUUGUUGAAGAUUGGUUAGCUGAGCAUAGAAGAAAGACGAAAUUAAGGGGAAAUAAUUGUGGGGAUGAAGAAGAUUUCAUGGAUGUCAUGUAG
This is a messenger RNA of Solanum verrucosum, 732 nucleotides long. RefSeq names its product demethylepipodophyllotoxin synthase-like. The coding region runs from base 1 to 732 and encodes 243 amino acids. The transcript has 2 exons. Gene Ontology annotation, biological process: defense response to other organism. Gene Ontology annotation, molecular function: iron ion binding; monooxygenase activity; heme binding. The record is from RefSeq and is a predicted model, not a curated record. Lineage: Eukaryota; Viridiplantae; Streptophyta; Magnoliopsida; Solanales; Solanaceae.